AUGCCCCGAAAACCUCUUCCAAACGAAAAUGCAGACGCAAGGCGAAACGGUGACUCGAAGCUCAACUAUCACGCACUUAGCAAAGACAAGUUAGGAAAGAAGAAAAUCUUACUUGGGAACUCUCAGGAUACUACUGCUGCUAGAGAGCGCUUUUUUGCUCGAGAAAUCAAGAAUCUUGCUCGGAGUGCUCGGCAACUUGGAAAUGCUGGUGCUGUAGAUCCGCUCCAGGAUUUAUUCCUUGGGAAAGCUGAACCCGAUCGCUUGAAUCAGCUGACUACAGAUUUUGGAUCAUUUAAUAUGCGAGACGAAGGUGGCACAUCAACGGUAGCUCAGCCCGGAUCUAAGGCUUUCGAACCAGCGGCUAUUUUCUCCCUUGCCUCUUCGUUUCUGUCUCUGCAGCAUUCACGUUCAAACCCAAUUGUCUAUAAUAUCAAUAAGAGGAGACGAGGAAGUACACCUGGCAACGGCUCUGAACACAGCUCUCAAAUUUCUUCUUCUGGUUCAAAUCAACACUUUUACCGACGUCAUCGCUAUUCGUCUAAUGUUUUCAACACGACGAAACGCUCGAGCUUUCGAAGUACUAGUAUCGCAUCUCAGUCAACGCCGUUACCUAGACAGAGCGCUCCACGGAUUAUUCGACCCUUUCGUUCUCUGGACGACGAAUCUGAAUUACACUUUCGAUUUGACGCGGACGAUGCAUCAGUAGGGUGCAAAUGUGAGACAGGAGAGCCAGAAACGCAACUCGGUGGUGAAACAGUUUCAAAGGCUGAUAAUCAAGUCCCUGAGAAUCAGGACAAUGAAAGUGCCGAUGCCGACGUGAUGACUCAACUGGCGUCACAACUCAGCGAGGUUGUCCUAUCCCCAUGCAUCACACCAGUUAAAGAUGAUCUCCUGCAAUUUCCUGAAGUAUCUGACAAGGGCGACUCGAGGACAAGGGCUUGCCGAACUAGGAUCAAAGGCCGAGCCACUUCGUUCUCGCUUGGAUUCAUACCUGAGGCUUUUCCUGAAGAAAUUGAUGACAAGGAUCUCCGAAUCGUUAUUUGA
This is a messenger RNA of Fomitiporia mediterranea MF3/22, 1044 nucleotides long. RefSeq lists its product as uncharacterized. The coding region runs from base 1 to 1044 and encodes 347 amino acids. The record is from RefSeq and is a predicted model, not a curated record. Lineage: Eukaryota; Fungi; Basidiomycota; Agaricomycetes; Hymenochaetales; Hymenochaetaceae. The transcript is spliced from 2 exons.